AUGAGUUCGAUCAACGUCAAAAAGCUAAAAGUAAACGAGUUGAAGGACGAGCUAAAAAAGCGUGGCCUCUCCGACAAGGGACUAAAGGCCGACCUGAUGGACCGCCUGCAAACCGCCUUAGAAGAGGAGGCCGCGGCCGAGGAGCAAGAGGCCGCCGAGGAUGAGGGUCUUGAGCAGGCCGCCGAGAAUGAGUGCAUGGGGGAAGAAGAGAUGGAAGCUGGUCCUGGAGACGAAAGCAUGGAAGCUAACGAGCAGGAAGCCGAGGGAGAACAGAACGGGGCUAGCGGCGACGUCGCUGUGGCCGCCGCCGAGGACGAAGAGAUGGGAGACGGGGAAGAGGACGACGACAUGGAUCCAAUGCUCAAACCGGACGUGGAUGACAUGGAGAAAAUAGAGGAAGACGACGAUGAGUUAGAGGAGCAGGCAGCCGAGGGGGAUGCGGACAAAGACACGAAUGCUGAUCAGAAGAAUAAGAAGGGUGUUAAGAGACGCCGGGAGGAACAUGGAAGGGGCUACUUUGAAUUUAUUGAAGAGAACAAAUACAGCUGGGCUUCAUUUAAGUCACCCGUGCCCCCCUUGGAGGAAGAAGAUGAAGAGUUCGAUGACACCAAGGUCUGCUUGGACAACUACAACUGCGACCUGCACUUUAAGGUGUCGCGGGACCGCUUCAGUGCCUCGUCGCUCACAAUGGAGAGUUUUGCUUACCUCUGGUCUGGAGGCAAGGCCACAUAUGGGGUGAAGAAAGGCAAAGUCUGCUUUGAAAUGAAGAUCACAGAAAAGAUUCCAGUGAAGCACAUCUCCAGUAAGAACAUGGAAAUCCAUGACGUUCAAGUUGGCUGGUCGCUCUCUUCUUCAUCACUGCUGCUGGGUGAUGGCAUCCAUUCCUAUGCAUACUCUGGCAAGGGGAAGAAGACAACAAAUGCAAUAGUGGAGGACUUUGGUGAAACUUUCAGUGAGAACGACGUCAUCUGCUGCCUAGCUGACUUGGAUGGGGCUGAAAUGGUUUUAUCCUACUCCAAGAACGGUGGGGAGCCAGCAGAAGCGUUCCGUGUGAGCAAAGACGAGCUGAACGGCCAGGCUCUUUUCCCUCAUGUCAUGUGCCACAACUGCGCCGUGGAAUUUAACUUCGGUCAGAUGGAGACUCCAUACUUCCCAGCACCUGCGGGGUUCACCUUCAUUCAGCAAGUUCCCGUGAAUGAGCGUGUCCGUGGGCCCCGCGGGCCGCAGACUAAGGCAGACUGUGAGAUCAUAGUGAUGGUAGGUCUACCAGGCUCGGGUAAGACAACAUGGGUGAAGAACCACGUCCAGGAGAAUCCUGGGAAAUACUACAUCCUGGGAAGUGAUACAAUCGUGGAAAAAAUGAUGAUAAACUCUCCGAAUCGGCAACCGAAAGAGUACAACAAACUGCUUGCCAUUUCCCAGCGUGCACCUCUUUUCUUGGGAAAGUUCAUUGAGAUUGCUGCCCGCAAGAAAAGAAACUACAUCCUGGAUCAUACUAACUUGUCUGCCCCUGGCCAGAAGAGGAAGAUGUGUUUGUUUGCUGGUUUCCAGCGCAAAGCUGUAGUAGUAUUCCCAUCUGAGGAUGACUAUAAGGAAAGAGUCCAGAAGAAGGUCAUGUGUGACGGCAAAGAAGUUCCUGAACAUGCUCUUCUCAAAAUGAAAGGCUUCUAUUCUUUCCCCGUGGAGGGCGAGAGCUUCAACGAGGUGCUCUUCGCCGAGCUGCCGAGAGACGACGCCGGCAAAAUACUGGAAACGUACAAAGAGGAAAGCAAGACGGCCCUGCCUGCCGAGAAGAAGCCCAACCAGGGAAGCACGACACCCAAGCGAGGCGGCGGGAACCGCGGAGGCGGUCGCGGAGGGAAGAACCAAUUUGGCCGCAACAGCGGACCCCCACAGAGAGGCGGCGGCGGUCGCGGGGGCUUCCAGAACCGUGGGAACUUCAGAGGAGGCCCAAACCACCGUGGUGGCUUUAACCGCCCACCUCGGGCAUACCCGCAACACCCUGCCUUCAGAGGGGGUUACAACAACCGCGGCAACUUCAACCGCAGCGGCGGUCACGGCCCCGGCAUGGGCGGAUCCCCCAGAGGCAGCCCCAUGAGGGGUAACAUGGGGCACAGAGGCAGACAUAUGAAUAGAGGUGGCCCAAUGAACAGAGGCAACAUGAACAGAGGUGGCGGCAUGAAUCGCGGUGGAAACCGAGGACAUCACAACCAGGGUUUUCAACAGAGAGGCGGCGGCCGAGGAAACUACGGCAACAAGAACGGCAAUUUUGGCAACAACAGGAACAGCGGCGGUUUUGGGAAUAGGAACGGCAUGGACAAGGCGCAGGCCUUCAACCAGAGCUGGCAGCAAGGGUUCUGGAACCAGAAGCCAUGGGGCCAGCAGUAUCAGCCCAGCUAUUACUAA
Nerophis lumbriciformis (worm pipefish) is the source of this 2406-nucleotide messenger RNA. Lineage: Eukaryota; Metazoa; Chordata; Actinopteri; Syngnathiformes; Syngnathidae. The record is from RefSeq and is a predicted model, not a curated record.